GUCAGGAAUAUAAACCCCGCGAGGCUCCUCGAUCCAGCAUACGAUCUUCCCACAGCAACCUCAACAUGACUCCCAACGCCACUGCUGUAUCUGCUCUAUCUUAUGCGCCCCGCACCGUGGCCAUGAGAAAGGAGGCAAACGAACUGAGAAAAACCUUAAAACCAUUACUGGAAAAGAAACGACGAGCGCGCAUCAACGAGAGCCUCGACCGAUUAAAAGCGCUCAUUCUCCCGCUCACAGGCAAAGAUAAUUGCCGUUAUUCUAAACUGGAGAAAGCUGAUAUUUUGGAGAUGACCGUUCGAUUCCUGACUGAUAUUCAAUCCACUCCGUCUAAAGAUGGUGCCGUUAGUUUUAAAGAGGGGUACACGACCUGCAUACAGCGCGUUUCAGCUCGUAUACCGCAAACCAACCUCGACACAGAAACGCGCCAUCGCGUCAACGAGUUCAUCCAGCGUUCGACGAUGUCCAAGACACCAGCCUGCCAGAACUGCUGUGCACAGAGCUCCAAAAUGAUGUCACAAAUCCAGCAAAAACUUCUGAAUUUGAAAUCUAGCAGCUCAAGAAUCGAAAACCCCGAAAAACGCAACAACGCUGAUAUUCUCAGUCAACAGCCUGUGCCACUGAUCACCGAUGCCGAAGUCUGGAGACCUUGGUAGAUCUAGGCUACCAUACAAAUGACUGUUAUGAUCUAAUAAUACAAGCCUUUCAGAAUUGUACAUAUCGGCAACCU
This is a messenger RNA of Rhinichthys klamathensis goyatoka, 730 nucleotides long. It is a transcript of the gene hes2.2, whose product is annotated as hes family bHLH transcription factor 2, tandem duplicate 2. Gene Ontology annotation, molecular function: DNA-binding transcription factor activity, RNA polymerase II-specific; RNA polymerase II cis-regulatory region sequence-specific DNA binding; protein dimerization activity. The record is from RefSeq and is a predicted model, not a curated record. Lineage: Eukaryota; Metazoa; Chordata; Actinopteri; Cypriniformes; Leuciscidae. Gene Ontology annotation, cellular component: nucleus. The transcript has 3 exons. Gene Ontology annotation, biological process: regulation of transcription by RNA polymerase II; regulation of neurogenesis; anterior/posterior pattern specification. Bases 66 to 656 code for a protein of 196 amino acids.